Vespa velutina is the source of this 4023-nucleotide messenger RNA. RefSeq names its product parkin coregulated gene protein homolog. The record is from RefSeq and is a predicted model, not a curated record. Bases 472 to 1206 code for a protein of 244 amino acids. The transcript has 4 exons. NCBI's taxonomy places the organism in Eukaryota, Metazoa, Arthropoda, Insecta, Hymenoptera, Vespidae. Gene Ontology annotation, molecular function: Hsp70 protein binding; Hsp90 protein binding.
UAGUGUUGUAUUAUACUGUAAUUCACUUCUUUAAUCUUUUAUUGUGUCACCAUUUUACCAUUGCAACAGUUUAACGUUUCAUUACUUUAUCAUUUUGUUUUUGCUGCUAUUUACUGUUAUAUUACAAUAUUUACUCAUCAAAAUUCUACAACAGAUAAUGUUGUUAGCUAUUAAAAUAAGUUCCUACCAUCUUUUAUUAUUAUUUACAUCACUGAUAAUGAUGAGGUAAAGAGACUGUUUAUUCAAUAAUAUUAGUGGUUACUGUUGCUAAGUAACUUGUUUCAUCAUCAUUAAUUUGACAACUUAGUUGUGACACUGUGUUCCAAUUAUAUUCACACAUAUUAAAUAAAUUUUGGGUAUAUACUCAAAAAAAAUAUCUUUUUUUCCCAACUAUCAAGCACAUUUAAUAUUUUGAAAGUAUAUUUUGAAAAAUAUAUUCAAUGUAAUUGAAUUAAAUAAAUCUCUAUUAAAAUGGUAAAUGAAAAGGAAUUUUGGACUAAAAUUUAUAAAAAUAUACCAAAAUACAAAAAAAGAAAAUUUAGAGUAGUUCCUGCCUUUACCAUACAAGCAAUGCAGGAUAACACAGUAGUUGCUGACCCACCACGAUGUGAAUUAUAUAAAUUAUGCCGCCCAAAACCAUCUGCAUUUCGAAAAUUUUAUGAACGAGGCAUAUUUCCUAUUUCAUUAGAAAAGGAAGGUUCUGGAUGGAAAAUCAAUUGGAAAGUAGAUAUAUUAAAUCUAGAUUUUCAUUAUUAUUUACCUUUGUUCUUUGAUGGUUUAACAGAAGAAGAGCAACCUUAUAAAUUUGUAGUAGAACAAGGUAUCUCCGAUAUGCUAGAUCAUGGAGGACCAAAAAUACUACCUGUUCUUCCACAAUUGAUCAUUCCUAUCAAAAAUGCUUUAAAUACAAAGAUACCAAAAGUAAUGUGCGCUACAAUGAGAGCACUUCAGCAUUUGGUACGUUCUGCGGAUGGUGUUGGUGAAGCUUUAGUUCCAUAUUUUAGACAAAUUCUUCCAAUUUUAAAUUUACUUAAAGAUAGAAAUGUUAAUCUUGGUGAAGGAAUUGAUUAUUCUCAUCAAAGAGGCGAAAAUACUGCAGACAUAAUACAAGAAACACUUGAAGUGUUAGAAAUGUAUGGUGGUGAAGAUGCAUUUAUAAAUAUUAAAUACAUGGUUCCUACUUAUGAGUCAUGUAUUAUGAACUAAUACAUAACUUAAUUUUGUUUAUUUUAUUAAAAGCAUCACUGAUAAAAAGAUAAUACAUAGCAGGUAAAAUAUGUAUAAUUAUAAACAGUUUUUAUUUGGUAACAAUUAAUUCAACUAUUUUUUAUUAUUACUUUUAUUUAAAAUUUUAUAAUGGUACAAACAAGCGCAAUAUUGAUAUUACACAAAUAUUUUAUUUAAAUUUUACCAGAAUCUUCUUUUAAUGUAACCGUUCUAUUGAAAACGAGCUAGAAAUAUGAUUAAAUAGAUAAAUUAUUAUUUGGCUAUAUAAAUAGAAAGAUUAAUGUUUUCAAAUAGUUAGAUCAAUUUGAAAAUUACCUUGCCAUCUUUUGUGUCUGGAUCAACAGAAAAGAAUCCUACACGUUCAAAUUGAAAUUUAUCGAAAGGUUUUACUACAUUUGCUAAAUUAGCAUCUAAAUAACCUACGAUCUCUUUUUUACUGUUUGGAUUAAUGUCACUCAAAAAACCAUUUGGUACUUCAUUUGGAUCUUCAGGAUUUUUAUGUUUAAAUCUAAAUAUAUAAUUAUAAGACAAAAAUGUUAUGAGAAAUAAUAAUGUUAGAUAAAGUUAUAUAAUUAUUACAUAUACAUACAGGCGUUCAUAUAAUCUGAUAGAUGUUAGUGUAGGUUGUGAUACCCAAUGUAUAAAUGCCUUAGGCUUAUUUGUCUCUGAAACAGGCUCUUGUUUAACUAUAAUAUUUGUAAUAUUUCCACUGUCAUUUUUUUCUACAGAUUCUAUAGUAAGAACCACCCCUACAUAUUUUAGACCGACUGAUUGUUUUGGCGUUAAACGUCGAAAACUUUUUUCAUCUACCUAUUAUUAAUAAUAUAUUAAAUUAAUAUGCAUUUAUCUACAUAUGUAUAUUAUUAUUAUGAAUAUAGGAAUAUAGGAAUAUAAACAUUUUGAUUACAAACCUCUCUAAAAUCAGAUGCUUCGAUGUAUAAAACUUUAUCAAAAGUUAUUUCAUGAUACCCUCUUUCAGGUGCAUUAGGAAAAUUUGGUACUAAAACUUUUAGUACCUGACUAUGAGGAAAAUUGUUAAUAGUCACUUUAAUAGGAUCUAAUACAACCAUAUGUCUUACAGCAGUAAUAUUCAAAAUAUCUCUAACUGAAGCUUCCAAAAUUGCUGGAUCAAUAACUGCUUGUGCUCCAGUUAUACCCAUUUGGGCACAAAAAUUAUUUAUGGCUUCAGCUGGAAAUCCACGUCUACGUAACGCUGUUAAUGUAAAUAAUCUGGAAAGAAGUUUAUCUUUAUAAUUUUAGUAAUAUAAUAUAAAGUUAUUUAUAUUUGAUUAUUUAUAUAUACCUUGGAUCAUCCCAAUCACAAACAAUUCCUUCGUCAAUUAGUUUACUAAUUUUUCUUUUAGAAACAACAGUAUAGUUCACAUUUAAUCUACCAUAUUCCCAUUGAACAGGACAGUAUAUGUCUAAUGCAUUACAAAGCCAAUAGUAAGAUGAUCUACGUGAUUGAAACUCUUUUGUACAAAGGGAAUGUGUUAUAUUUUCUAUACUAUCACACAAACAAUGUGUAAAAUCAUAAGUAGGAUAAAUACACCACUGAUCUCCAGUUCUAUGAUGUGGUAAAUAUUUAAUUCUAUAUGCUACUGGAUCUUGCUUGCCUUCUUCCAAAGUAACUUUCAUACGUAAUGUUGCCUCACCUUCUUCAAAUAAUCCAUCUUUCAUAUCCUAUUAAAAAUUUAUCACAAGAAAAAAUUAUAGUAAAUAUUUAAAAAAUAAUUAACUAUUUUUCUUACUUCAAAUAGUUGCAGAUUUUCUUCGAUUGGACGAUCGCGCCAUGGACUUGGUGGUGGAUUAAAACCUCUUAUGUCUUUAUUUGAUUGAUGACAAACAUAUGCAAAUCCUUUCUUUAUAAGUUUUACAGCCCAAUUAUAUAAUUGCAUAAAAUAAUCAGAAGAAUGUGUAAUUUUUGCUGGCUUAUAACCAAGCCAUUCUACCAUUUCACGAAUUCCAGUAAAAAAUUUUUCUUCCUCUUUCUCAGGAUUUGUAUCAUCAUAACGUAAAUAACAUAAUCCAUCAUGCACAGCAGCAUACCUAAUAAAAAUCUUUUAUUUUAUCAUAAUCUUUAUAUGCAAAAUACAUACAAGAUAUAUAAAAAAAUAGAUAUAUAAAUAUAUAUAUAUAUACCCAAAAUUAAUAUUAAUGGCUUUUGCAUGACCAAUAUGUAGAAUUCCAUUUGGUUCUGGUGGAAAUCUUGUUCUUACUUUACCAUCAGUUAUUCUUAAAUGCUCUUGCAAUAACUUAUGUGUAUUCGAUGUUACAAUAUAUCCCUCAGUUUUAUAAUUUUCUCCAGGUUUAUGAAAAUGGACUUUUGUUUUCAUAAGUUCUGUUAUCGUUAAUGCUGAUGUACUUUCAUUCGUCAAUGAAAUAUCUUUUUGUUGUUCUGAAGAAAUAGAAAAUAUUAUCAUUUUCUUAUCAUUUGUUUCAAUAAAAUUUUAAGUAAUAGUAAUUUUUAAGAUACCUUCUUUUCCUGCUUUCUUUACUUUAUUUUGCUGUGUUUGCUUUGGCACUGAUUCAAAAUCACUAUUGAGCUUGGGUCCUAAUAAAUUUAAAAUUUGAAUGUCAAAUUCAUUUUUUAUUGCUUUUCCAUCUGCCCAUUUUAAUAUAUUACGUACUUGUUGCAUUAAUGGACCAGGAUUAAAUCGGUAUCUAUGUAAUUAAAUAGAUUGAUAAUAAAAAAUUACUAUAUUGUUAUUAUAUAUUACAAUAAUUAUUAUGUAUAUAAUAAUUAUGUUACUCAAGUGAUUUAAUAACCUUUUUUCCAGAAUUUCUUUUUUAUGG